Molecule: messenger RNA, 1793 nt
Organism: Crotalus tigris (Tiger rattlesnake)
Lineage: Eukaryota; Metazoa; Chordata; Lepidosauria; Squamata; Viperidae
Product: alpha-2-macroglobulin-like
Exons: 11
Cellular component (GO): extracellular region
Source: RefSeq, a predicted model, not a curated record
UAUCCUGGGUUCUGUUUUCGUUCUGCUGAGGAUUAUUCUACCCCUUUUUCUCUGUUUCUUUCAUCUCUUUUCCUUUCUUUUUAUCCUCAGCUGGUAGAUUGGAGGGGGGGGGGCUUUAGGAAAAGCCUGUUUCCAGAAUCAGCCCUGAAAGCUGUAUGUGAGGUUGUAAAUGACAAACAAAUUAAUGGGCUUUUGCUGCCUUGCAGGCUGACCGCUUUUGUGUUGAAAUGCCUUUCUCAAAUGAAGAGAUACAUCCCUGUGGAGGAACGCCACCUGAUCGACGCUCAGAACUUUUUGGCCUUAAAGCAGAAAGGAAAUGGCUGCUUCCAAAGCACCGGGACCCUCCUGAACAAUGCGCUAAAGGGCGGAGUUGAUGAUGAGGUCACUUUGUCAGCCUACGUCACCAUCAGUUUGCUGGAGAUGCCCUUACCCGUCACGCAUUCUAUGGUGCGAAAUGCGUUGUUUUGCCUGGAGACCGCCUCCCACCAGAAAGACAUCCCCGUGUACAACCUGGCCUUGUUGGGCUAUGCUUUUGCGUUGGCUCACAAACAGGACAAGGUGACAGAAAUACUCCACACCCUUCAAGAAAAGGCUGUGAAAGGAGACGAUGGCUCCAUUCACUGGGAGAGGCCUGCAAAGCCAGAGAUGAAGCAGCCUCUGUACUACGAGCGUCGUGCUCCUUCAGCAGAGGUGGAAUUAACCAGCUACGUGUUUCUUACUUACCUGAAGAGAGGUCUAUCACCAUCCGAGGAGGAUCUGGCAGCGGCCACGAAGAUUGUGACAUGGCUUACUAAACAACAGAAUCCUUCUGGAGGAUUCUCUUCAACACAGGACACCGUGGUGGCCCUCCAGGCCCUCUCUUUGUAUGCAGCCACGACUUUCUCCCACAGCGCGGAGGGCAUCAAAGUGGCCUUGAAGUCUGGUGAGAACAGUCUGAGGGAAUUCCAAGUAGACAAGAGCAACAGGAUUCUGCUUCAGACCUACGACCUGCCCAGCGUGCCUGGGGAGUAUUCGGUCGUCGUGACUGGGAAAGGUUGCGCCUAUGUGCAGACCACCUUGAGGUACAACGUGCUCCCACACCCAGAGGAUGACCCAUUUGCGCUGACUGUCAACACAAUUCCCGAAACGUGUGAAGGAGUCAAGGCCCACAAGGAAUACGACAUUGUACUGAACGUCAGUUACACCGGCAAACGUCCAGCCUCAAACAUGGCGAUUAUUAGUGUGAAGAUGGUCUCUGGAUUUGUACCAAAUAAGCCCUCUGUAAAAAAGCUGGAAAAGCAGGCUCCGAUUAAGCGGGUGGAUGUAAUCAGCCACUAAAGUGGAGCUGUAUUUGGAGAAGCUGACCAACGUCACCGUGCACAUCUCGUUCACGGUAGAACGGAGCUUCGAGAUCCAGAAUCAGAGGCCGGCGUUUGUGCGUGUGUACGACUAUUACGAAGAUGAAUCCACCGUGGUUCCAUAUAGCGCCCCCUGCAGCAAAGUUAAGUCUGGGAACGCAUGAUGAACAGAGUCGCCCUCCACCGUCUCCCAGUUAGUCCCAAAGAUGCUUUCCUUCCCAACCUGAUGAGAAAGCAACAGGCAGAAGACGGCCACCCAAAGACCCAAGAAGAAUCAGGUGCCCUCUGGGCGUCUUCCUUCAUCUACCGCUUUACGAGCCCCAAGGAAUUUGAGGCACGCUACCGGCUUCACCUUCUCUCCAGUUGGGUCUGGAAAAACAAACAUCUGGCAUUUGCUGUUGUCUCCUCUGGGGGUGGAAAGAACAAAACAAAUAAAUAAAUGUAUGGAUUUCAUCA